This is a messenger RNA of Folsomia candida, 905 nucleotides long. RefSeq lists its product as uncharacterized. NCBI's taxonomy places the organism in Eukaryota, Metazoa, Arthropoda, Collembola, Entomobryomorpha, Isotomidae. The record is from RefSeq and is a predicted model, not a curated record. Bases 208 to 639 code for a protein of 143 amino acids. The transcript is spliced from 2 exons.
UUCAAGUUUAUUAAACUGUUUACCUCAGCAUGACGACCAGCAGGAUUAUCCCCGCUCAACAAAGAGAUUAUCCUGAUAACCUUUUUCAAACGAUAAUAUACCAAGAACCCGAACCUAUCUAGACCUCUGUCAUUCCAACUCGUGUAAAGUAUUUGCUACACACCUUUUUUAAAUUGUACAAAAAAAAUUCAAAACUUCAAUCUCACCAUGAUGAAUAAGUCACUGCUCAUCUUUGUGCUAGCAUUCUGCAUAGCGCCCACCUUCGCCGGGAUCGUAGUUCAUACCAGAUGUGGUGGCGUUGGUUCAUGUCGAACCGUGCGAUGUGACAAUUGCGAAGGUCCCUUGUGCUACGUGACGCCAGGAAUGCCUAAAUCCUGCUCCGUCGACAUGAUUCCCAGCUCGGCGGCGUCCUAUCUGCGUCUCCGCUUGACCGCGGUGUAUCUCGGGUAUGCGAUCGACAUUAUCAACACCAUUCUCGAGGGGUCAUCCGUCCAGCCGGGAUUUUUGUACACUAUUGCGUACGCCAUCACCCCGAAUGACCUCAUGUCCGGAAAUACGAUUCGUCUCGAAGCAGAACUUUCGAACUAUGAAAACGACCUUGUGGAAUGUUGCGUUGCGAUUCAGGUCCACAUAUACUGACGACGUCGAUAAGGAUUUAAAUCAUGGUUUUGGAUACGGAAUCAUAGUUUAGAAUAUUUGGUAGAUAUUUGUUAGAUAAGGUAUACUUAUGAAAAAUAAAGUCAGUAUUUUUUGCAUCAGAUUUUAAGGAAUGUACGCAAUACGUACGAGAUUACAGGUGUGGAAGUGAUUGUUUUGCUUUAUCUCGGGAGUUUCCCAACAAACACUACAUACAUACGUCAGUACUUAUCAUAAUUAAGUGAUCCCAAUAAAGAUUUAUUACACAA